AACAUUUCCGCUCUUCAAUGUGAAUCCUUGAGCUGAUCAUCCGCCAUCUUUCGAUCCUUACUUCCUUUGACAAGUGACCCGUGGAAGCAGACUCCUGUAUCCCCCUGGAUUCACAGUCAAAAGCCCCAACACAAGAUGCCAUCCCAAGACGGAGACCACAUGGAGCCCACCAACACCGAAACCCCUCCCCUCACCGGCACGACAGGCACCGCAACCAUUACCAGCACCGUCGUCCCGGGCAAUUCCACCAGCCCCAAACCCCUAAGCAUCAUCGUGGCCUCCAAAAACCCCGUCAAGAUUCGCGCCGCCCACAACGCCUUCAUCCGCAUGUUCCCCCCGCCAUCCGGAACCAGCACCACCGUCUCGACCAGCAUCUUUCCCCUCCAGGAAACCACCAUCGUGACCAGCAGCGCCGGUACCACCACGCCCGCCUGGCACACUGUGCGGGGCGUGUCAGUCUCCUCAGGCGUCCCCGACCAGCCCAUUUCAGACGCCGAGACGCUGCUCGGCGCACGCAACCGCGCCGAGCGGGCCCGGGAGCUGGAGCCGGGGGCAGAUUACUGGGUAGGGAUCGAGGGUGGGGUGGAUUUUGAUCCCGAGGACGAGACUGAGGAGAUGAUGAGGUCGUUUGCGUGGGUUGUCGUGCUCGGUCCACGGGCCGGUAGUAAGCUGGACGCCGGCGAAAACGGGAUGAUGAUGCUGGGCAAGGCGCGCACGGCGACGUAUUACCUCCCGCGGGAGACGUCGCGGCUGGUUAAGGGGGGCAUGGAGCUGGGGCACGCGGAUGAGGUUAUGUUCGGGGGGCGGAACUCGAAGCAGAAGAAUGGCUCGGUUGGACUGUUGACGGGGGAUGUGAUUGACCGUGGGGGUUACUAUGAGGAGGCCGUGGUGCUAGCGCUGAUUCCGUUCCGGAACCCUGGCUUGACGUUUUGAACUAUCGAGUGGGAAUUCACAGUAGCAGAGAGGUGGGCUUCACUACAGCGGUGCAUGAGAGAGAAAGAGUCGGAGCAGCCCGAUCGCGCUCUCAGUUCAAUGAUACCCAGCCACUGCCGGCACCACUCAAAUUCUCUCCGAAGGUGUAACCAAGAGCUAGGCAUGCAGCUCGACGCCGGUAUAAUCCA
Molecule: messenger RNA, 1121 nt
Organism: Parathielavia appendiculata
Lineage: Eukaryota; Fungi; Ascomycota; Sordariomycetes; Sordariales; Chaetomiaceae
Product: Maf/Ham1
Exons: 1
Coding region: 136-933 (265 amino acids)
Biological process (GO): thiamine metabolic process
Molecular function (GO): ribonucleoside triphosphate phosphatase activity
Source: RefSeq, a predicted model, not a curated record